UUGCGUAGGGGGUAGCAGCAUGGGUAGGGUAGCAGUCCCUCGCCGCUGUCGAGUCUUACGUUCAGUUCUUUAUGUUUUCUAUCUAAGAUUCUGUAUAACUUGAUUUCUAGUCGUCACAUUUACUCAAUCAAGUACUGUAUUACGCGAGCGUGAAAAUCGUUGAUCGCUAUGGAUGACGAAGCGGAGACGUACAAGUUAUGGAGGAUAAGAAAAACAGUGAUGCAGUUGUGCCACGAUAGAGGUUAUCUAGUUACCCAGGAUGAGUUGGAUCAAACUUUGGAACAAUUCAAAGAACAGUUCGGAGACAAACCAAGCGAAAAAAGACCAGCAAGAAGCGAUCUUAUAGUUCUUGUUGCUCACAAUGACGAUCCCACAGAUCAACUGUUUGUCUUUUUUCCAGACGAGCCUAAGAUUGGUAUAAAGACCAUAAAAACUUAUUGUCAGAGGAUGCAGGAAGAAAAAAUCCAUAGGGCAACGAUCGUUGUACAGCAAGGCAUGACGCCGUCAGCUAAACAGUCGCUGGUAGAUAUGGCCCCAAAGUAUAUAUUGGAACAGUUUCUUGAAUCUGAAUUACUGAUCAACAUCACGGAGCACGAACUCGUUCCAGAACACGUUGUAAUGACGCCCGAAGAAAAGCAAGAACUACUACAAAGAUACAAACUCAAGGAGAAUAUGCUCAUGAGAAUACAGGCCGGAGAUCCAGUUGCUCGAUAUUUUGGACUAAAGAGAGGACAAGUUGUCAAGAUUAUCAGACCUUCGGAAACAGCAGGAAGAUAUAUAUCCUAUAGGCUUGUGUGUUGACACUGAAAUUUUUCUGUUACUGGCUACAAGGAUACCUGGAACAAGGAAUUCUUACCAAUCUGUGGUAGAGAUGAGAGCGAUUGUAUUGAAGUAUGUUCCAUUGUAAUUAAAUGAAUUUAAAUAAUCAUUUAUAAUUUCUAAAA
Molecule: messenger RNA, 944 nt
Organism: Athalia rosae (coleseed sawfly)
Lineage: Eukaryota; Metazoa; Arthropoda; Insecta; Hymenoptera; Athaliidae
Gene: Rpb5
Product: DNA-directed RNA polymerases I, II, and III subunit RPABC1
Exons: 2
Coding region: 169-801 (210 amino acids)
Biological process (GO): DNA-templated transcription
Cellular component (GO): RNA polymerase II, core complex; RNA polymerase III complex; RNA polymerase I complex
Molecular function (GO): DNA binding; DNA-directed RNA polymerase activity
Source: RefSeq, a predicted model, not a curated record